AUGGGUAUCAAACAGCUCUACCAAGUGAUCGCAGAAAAUGCGCCCGAUGCGAUCAAGACGGGUGAUAUUAAGCAGCAUUUCGGCCGUAAGGUCGCAAUCGACGCAUCAAUGAGUAUCUAUAGUUUCAUGAUCGCCGUGCGCUCUGAAGGCCAGCAACUUAUGAGUGACACCGGCGAGACGACAUCACAUCUGAUGGGCAUGUUCUACCGUACACUACGCAUGGUGGACAACGGCAUCAAACCUGUAUACGUGUUCGACGGCGCACCACCAAAGCUCAAGUCGGGCGAAUUGGCCAAACGUUCCGCACGAAAGUCAGAGGCUACCGAGGCCCAUGAGGAGGCCAAGGAGACCGGCACUGCGGAGGAUGUUGAAAAGUUCUCGCGCCGGACGGUCCGGGUGACAAGGGAGCAUAAUGCAGAGUGCAAAAAGCUUAUGAAGCUCAUGGGUGUUCCGUAUAUUGAUGCACCGACGGAGGCUGAGGCUCAAUGUGCGGCGCUCGCACGGGCAGGCAAGGUCUACGCGGCUGCUUCGGAGGAUAUGGACACAUUAUGCUUUGAGACGCCGAUUCUUUUGAGACAUUUGACGUUCGCUGAGCAGCGAAAGGAGCCAAUUCAGGAGAUUCACUUGAAGCGUGCGCUUGAGGGACUUGGGAUGGACCGUAACCAGUUCAUUGACCUCUGUAUCCUUCUCGGAUGCGACUACCUCGAACCCAUCCCCAAGAUCGGCCCCAACACGGCGUUGAAACUGAUCCGGGAACACGGCAGCCUGGAAAAGGUAGUCGAGUACAUGGAAAGCGACCCUAAGAAGAAAUUCACAAUCCCCGAAGACUGGCGCUACCAGGAUGCGCGUGAGCUAUUCAUCAAGCCGGACGUACGGGACGCGGACCACCCAGACUGCGAUUUCAAAUGGGAAGCCCCUGACGUGGAGGGACUCAUUGACUUCCUGGUGAGGGACAAGGGAUUCAACGAGGAUCGUGUGCGCAACGGUGCGGCGCGUCUGCAGAAGAACCUUAAGUCGGCGCAGCAGUCGCGGUUAGAAGGAUUCUUUAAGCCGGUAGCGCGGACGGAUGAGGAGAAGGCGAGUUUGAAGCGCAAGAACGACGAGAAGAUUCAAGAGCAGAAGAAGCGGAAGAAGGACGAGGCCAAAGCUAAGAAGGAGGCUAAGGCGAAGCCCCGUGCUUCUUGA
Aspergillus chevalieri is the source of this 1185-nucleotide messenger RNA. RefSeq names its product multifunctional nuclease RAD27 (gene fen1). The coding region runs from base 1 to 1185 and encodes 394 amino acids. Gene Ontology annotation, molecular function: DNA binding; 5'-flap endonuclease activity; 5'-3' exonuclease activity. Gene Ontology annotation, cellular component: cytoplasm; nucleus. The transcript is spliced from 5 exons. Lineage: Eukaryota; Fungi; Ascomycota; Eurotiomycetes; Eurotiales; Aspergillaceae. The record is from RefSeq and is a predicted model, not a curated record.